AUGCACUGUGAAUAUGCUUGUAAAUUGCCACUUUACAGAGUAUGCAUUGUGCCACCUCCACCGCCACCCUUUCCUCCAUUCAGCCAAAGGGAUGUACUCAGGGUUAAUUUAACAAAGUAUCUAACUGGAGCAAACGGUGAAAAGGGAAAUGAAGGACCUAAAGGGCAGAAGGGGCAACCAGGUGAAAUAGGUCAACAGGGAGUUCUGGGAGGCCCUGGUGCCAUUGGUCCACCAGGACAAAAGGGAGAAAAAGGAGCACGAGGCUGGUUGGGUCUACCUGGUGAGGACGGGUUCCCUGGGGUAUAUGAAGGUGUGAAAGGACGUAAUGGUGUUAAGGGAGAGAAAGGGUUAAAGGGUGAUCCAGGAGCUGUAGGUGUGAAGGGAUUAUCUGGCUAUCCUGGCCUGAAAUGGCAAAAGGGUGAGAGGGGUCCAAAGGGAUACAGAGGACUGUCAGGGAUGCCUGGCUCAAGAGGAGUUCCUGGAGCACGAGGCAAAACAGGGAUAAAGGGUAGCUCGGGACCACCAGGACCUGGUGGCCAUGCAGGUGCAAUGGGAAGACCAGGACCAGCCGGGCGAUAUGGACUACCAGGACGAGUAUAUUUAAUACAUGGGCACCAAGGAGAAAAGGGGGUAAUGGGUUCAUCAGUGGAAUGCAAUUGCUCCUGGGCAAAUACUACUGAGCCAAAUCACAAAAUACAUCCACAAUCUCACCUCUAUAUUGUGGACAGUGAAGAGGAUAUGUCAGAUUUUUCAUUAGAAAAUACGAUUAUUUUAAGAAGAGACACUCUCAUUCUUCAUGUGUUCAUGGGCUCUGAUUAGAGCAAUAUGCAGGACUCUGCAAUUUGGAUGAAUGAAGUUUUUAUUUCUCACUGUUCCUGUCACAGAAUGUUGUUUAUUUUAUGAAAAUGAAAAAUGUAAAUGUAGGAAAAGAUUUGCAAAAAUUAUAGCUCUGCAAAAACAAGCGUAUCAAAUUGUUUGCAUUUUCCUGUUCUAGCAUCUUAAACUAUGAGCUCAUAUGAAAAAUAGUCUGAUCUAUUUAUUAUAUAUUUCCUGCGUGACAGAA
Electrophorus electricus (electric eel) is the source of this 1063-nucleotide messenger RNA. The record is from RefSeq and is a predicted model, not a curated record. Lineage: Eukaryota; Metazoa; Chordata; Actinopteri; Gymnotiformes; Gymnotidae.